CUGGUUCAUGGAUGCCACCUGCAGCCACCCGUUAGUGCAGGGGUUGUAGGAAUGCGCAGCGGAGAUCUCCUGGCUGGUGAUCCGGUAGCCGCCCACGAUGAAAAGGUAGUUGUCCAGGAUGGCGGAGCCAUAGCCCCUGACAUUCACCAGGUCUGGCGGAAGGUUGUUGGCCAGCGGGAACCAACGUUCCGUCGUCUCCUCAUACCUGAGCAUGGACUGGGGCUCACCCUGUGAAAGGCAUCCGUGAAGAGUCACCUUCAGACAAAGAAGGAAAGCAGGGGGGACAAUCACUUCUUCCAGAGGCUUUGGAACAAAGUGUUAAAAUAACCUGGAACGUGUCCACCAAAGACACUAGAAAGCCAAAAGUUCACCUGAGGGUGAUUUGGGAAGAAAAAGAAAAACCAAUAUGCAAACUCGGAGUGGCCUCAUUUUUCUAGAUGGUGGCCCUCGGGAAGAGUCCCAAGGAAGCUCUCUCUUAACAAAAGCUUCAAUGUCCUGAGACUGCCCUAGACCCUGCUGGUCAACUCCAGCUUCUUCUGUCUGGAAAUCAGAUUUACUGCUGACUCUUCCUACCAGGGAGAUGCAUGCGUCCGUGGUGACUGCACAUGUGUUACUGCUGCUGAGUAUGGGGUGGACAUCAGACGCUCUCUGCUCACCCACAAUUUUUUACAGAGACUGUUGGAUCCGUCGCUUCCCGGGUCUUCUGGUUGACCUCGAGGAGUCCCAGAAGCUGGGAGCGCAGUUCUUGAAGUAUUACACUGAAAGCACGGGCCAGAGGUGCAGUAGGAGCUGCUGCCUUAGGAAAGAUGUUUCCUGUAACCUGGCUGUCUUCUACCACGAUCCCAUUCAUGACAAUGUCAACUGCCUUCAUAUUCACUGCCCUACACUAGAGAGCUGCAUAUUACAGCCUGGGACCAGUGCCAUUUUGUACAACAUAACAGAAGGUAUCGAUCCGGAUUUACUCAUCUUUGAACAAUCACCUCCCAAUUAUCUAAAUACUCGUUCUUCAUCUAAUAGGUGGGCCAGGCUACGGAUUCAAAAAGCUAUGAGCUUAGAUCAACAACACACCACAAUGGUAAACCCAGUCUCCCUAACCACACAUCAAGAUCUGGCUGUCAACACAAACAGGACCAGUUAUUCCAAGGAGUUAACCACAGAUUCCUGGGCCAGAUUCAUUUCCAUGAAUGACUCCAUUACCGCAAAGGUACAUAUGGUGUCACCACAUUUUGAUUUCAUCAACAAGCCAGAUAACAAGACCUUUUCUCCUUUCUUUGUGCCCGUAAAAACAAAACCUUCUCAGAUGCCUGCUCCAUCCCGACUCAAUAGUAGCAAACAGUUUCUGAACAAAACCAAGGGCUACAGCGCCAGAAACCAUACAUCUGAGACCAAACACAAGACACCUGAUGUGGCUUAUGCCACUUCAAAGCCGUGGCUGGUUCCAGUAGCACUCUGUACCUCUGUCAUCUUGCUUUGCUGUUGCUUAGUGACCUUGGUAUCUCGGUGUUGUCGGAAGCAGCAGGGUCAGUAUAAGCCGGGACGGAGAAAGCCAGGACCGGGGAAAUUAAAAAGUGCAACACUCUGAAGCAGAGCUCUUAAGAGUGCACGUUGUGGAGAGGUUGGACACUUUUGAGAGUAUUGUUUUUAGUCUUCUGUAAGAUAAAGGCAAUUUGAGUUUUAAAAUAAUUUUAUAGGAUCAUUUUCCGACUCCUAUUAAUUUCUAGAAAUCAGUGCUUGAUAAACCUAAAUGCCUUUUUAAUUAAUCCCAUUUCUUGAGUGCUAAACUCUUUGCCAACAUUCCAGAAUGCUGACCUGUUAGGAUUUAGCCUCCCAUGAGAGCUAUAGUACUAAGUGCUUUACAUAUAGGAACUCAUUGAAUUCCUACAAAUCUGAGUUAGGUACACUAUUAUGAACCUUUAUAGUGCUAACUUUUUAAUUAUAAAGAUGAAGAAACUGAGGCAAAGAGGUCAAGCAUCUUGUCUAAACUCUAGUCAGUAGUGGAAUCUGGACUUACACCCAGGCUGGCUCAAAAACCCAGACUUGAAACCACUGCUUAUACUAAACACCUGUUUUUCCAGUAAGCAUGAAGAGAAGAUAGAGGGCAAUGCUAUAACAUAAUUAGAUUUGUUUCCCCGUCAAGUUCAACCUAUGUUUUAAAGAAGCUCUUUAGUUGUUAAAGCAAAAAAGAAAUAUUACCGAAUACUCGCUGACAAAUACCUUCAAUGUUUUAUGUAGUUUUCUAUGUUCAAAUAAGCAAUCCUCCUCACCUCUAAUCCAUCAACAUCAUUUUCUACAGCUGAGACGCACUGCAGUAAUUGUAGUGAGCUCUUGGAGUGUUCUGUUGAAUAAAGUUGGAAAGUUUUCAUU
Molecule: messenger RNA, 2364 nt
Organism: Echinops telfairi (small Madagascar hedgehog)
Lineage: Eukaryota; Metazoa; Chordata; Mammalia; Afrosoricida; Tenrecidae
Gene: MANSC4
Product: MANSC domain containing 4
Exons: 4
Coding region: 581-1582 (333 amino acids)
Source: RefSeq, a predicted model, not a curated record